Molecule: messenger RNA, 760 nt
Organism: Tetranychus urticae (two-spotted spider mite)
Lineage: Eukaryota; Metazoa; Arthropoda; Arachnida; Trombidiformes; Tetranychidae
Source: RefSeq, a predicted model, not a curated record
GUUAUUAUUCCAGUUGUUCAUUACAUUACUUGAAUAUCAACAGUUUUGUUAAAAAUGAAGUCAACUUUAUUUGUCGUUUUAAUUGCUCUUGCAAUCGCAGGCUCAUUCGCAGUUAAAAUCAAAGGUUCAUGUCCGAACCCAGAAAAACCCAAAGUUGAUUAUUGGGAUUUUUCAAAUUUCCUAGGAGGAUGGUUUGUUUUAGGUCGAAGUGAAGAUACUGUCCCAAGAACUGUGUACAAUACCCUUCAGAUUAAUCACUUAUAUCCAGGAAAAGUUGCCGUUAUUGAAGAUGGUGAUACUCGAGGCGUUCUAGUGGAAAUUGGAGAUGAGUAUAUCGAGAUGACUGUUGGUGAUUUUGAUGGGAAAUCUUAUUAUGAUGUUAUUACGGAUGUAUAUGAUCCAUAUUCAUUCAACAUCACAACCUCAGAUGGUCACCGAGGUCAGUUUUGGAUGCCUUAUUAUGCCAAUCCUAAAUAUGCUCAAGCCCUCUUAGCAAGUUGUGUUAAAAUUGACGAUUCAACUGUUGAUAUUAAAACAUGGCUCGUUUCAAAGGAUAAAAAAGCUUCAGUUCCACUAAAAAUUUAUGAUUUGGCUAAAGCAUUGACUGGACAAGAUAUAAUUGAUAUCUGUCAAGGAGACUUUUGUUGAUCGAUUUGUGAUAUUGGGUUAUCAAUACAUGAUGAAAAUUACAAUUAAACUCUUGAUCUGUUUGGUUGUAACAUUUCUCAAAUAACAAUAUUAAAUAUUUUUCGCAAGCAAA